Molecule: messenger RNA, 885 nt
Organism: Aureobasidium pullulans EXF-150
Lineage: Eukaryota; Fungi; Ascomycota; Dothideomycetes; Dothideales; Saccotheciaceae
Product: inositol monophosphatase
Exons: 2
Coding region: 1-885 (294 amino acids)
Biological process (GO): phosphatidylinositol phosphate biosynthetic process; inositol metabolic process; signal transduction
Molecular function (GO): inositol monophosphate 1-phosphatase activity
Source: RefSeq, a predicted model, not a curated record
AUGUCCGACAUCAAUCUUCAAGAAGUGCACGAUUUUCUCGUUGACGUCGCCAAACAGGCUGGCGAGGUCAUCACUGCUGCUCGUCCUUCUACAACAGCAGCAGGCGAGAAGAAGAACUCGGUCGAUUUGGUAACGGAGACCGAUCAGGCUACUGAGAGACUGAUCACCGACCUCGUUCGCAAAAGUUACCCUCACUUCGAGUUUAUGGGCGAGGAAACUUACAAGCCCGGUGACAAACUCACCAAUUCUCCAACCCUUAUCGUCGACCCUGUUGAUGGGACCACCAAUCUAGUCCACAGAUAUCCAUACAUCAGUGUUUCUCUAGGACUCGCCAUCAACCGCAAACCGGUUGUUGGUGUCAUUUACAACCCAUUCAACAAGACCUUGUUCUCGGGAAUCAAGGGGAAGGGUUCUUUCCUCUCUGAUCCUUUCCAUGACCAUGUCAGGCUACCUCUGAAAGAGCCCGAGCCUCUCACCCUUGAUAAAGCUCUUGUCGCGGUGGAAUGGGGAAGCGACCGAGCAGGCCACGACUACGACGUCAAAGUCAAGACUUUCCGUAACCUGUGUGCUAGUGCAGAAGAAGGUGGCGCCAUUGUCCACGGCAUCCGCUCCUUCGGCUCCGCUGCUCUGAACCUGUGUGGCGUUGCUGCUGGUCAUUUGGAUGCCUACUGGGAAGCAGGAUGCUGGGCCUGGGAUGUAUGUGCUGGCUGGGUAAUUCUUGAGGAAGCCGGUGGCCAGAUUGUCGAUGCGAACAAGGGCAAUUGGCAACCAGAAGUCGAUGGUAGAAGGUACCUGGCAGUAAGAAAAGGUGAGCGACAGAACGCUUUCAUCGAAGAGCUCUGGGGCCAUGUUGCCGGAGAUCUCCAAGUUGGCAUCGAGGGCUAG